Heterostelium album PN500 is the source of this 1443-nucleotide messenger RNA. RefSeq lists its product as uncharacterized. The transcript has 4 exons. NCBI's taxonomy places the organism in Eukaryota, Evosea, Eumycetozoa, Acytosteliales, Acytosteliaceae. Bases 1 to 1443 code for a protein of 480 amino acids. The record is from RefSeq and is a predicted model, not a curated record.
AUGAUAAUUUUUAAUUUAAUACCAUAUCUUGCAUAUCUAUUGCCUUUUUCAAGUAUAUUUAUUGUUAUUGCAUCUUUAACUUCACCAUGGUAUGAAUUGAAUUUAAACGGUUUUAUAAUUGAAUUAAAAGUAUUCAAUUAUUUUUUUGGUUCUCAGAAAUUAAGUUAUGAAGGGAAUUUAGAUAAUAUGUUUACAGUGAUCUCUGCAGUUUUGAUUGUCUCUAUCAUUGCCAAUGGUAUUGCAUCGAUGAUUAAGCAAACCAGGGAAAAGAUUGGAAAAUCUCUUGGAAGACUACAUACUAUUGAAAAUCCACUAAGGAGUAUUCAUCUCGGAGGAAGAGGAAAAACAUCGGUUGCAACUACCACCACUUCCAAUUUUUACUCUAAUAACAACACUGAGACCAUCUCUACAACAAACAACAUUGUUAUAUCCAACAGUAUUAGUACCUACGUUGUUCCACCAAAUCUCAGUGUCAAGAUCGACGGAUUCUACCAAUUCCAACUACAGGAAAUCCCUAUCAACAUUCAGAUUGGUUGUGCAAUUCCAACGGUUUCCUACCAUCAAUAUAUUCUAAAACCAAUCUUAAGAAAGACACUCCUAGCUAUUAGAGUUUCGGUUUUCAUUCAACUAAUUACACAGCUUACAAUGAUUGCUUUGGUUAUUUCCAGCUUCUGCUAUCCAUGGUAUUCAAUUUAUGAUAAACAAUAUACCUUUUAUAUUUUUAAAAUUUUAUCUUAUUUCACUUUUGGCAAUUUAAUAUAUAACAAUGGUGAAAAAAGUUAUAGUGGAAUGGACCUCCAAGGUACUUUUGCAACUGUAUUUUCAUUCUAUAUUAUUGGUAUGGUUUGUGCUCUAGUGGCAUCGUUCAUAUUGGUUUUCAAGCUCUUUAAGAAUUUCUUUAGAGAUCCAAUGUUGAAAGUUACCUAUAUACCUUUUGUUACUUCGGUAUUCAUGACAAUCGGAUUCUUUUCAUUCUUUUCCAUUUUCGAAAAUCUGGACGAUGACGAUCUCACUCCAAUCAGUAAAUCCUAUUUAAAGGGUUUCUGGCUUGCGAUGUCUGCCUUGAUAGUAUGUUACACAAGUUCACUUUUUUGCAUACUGCAAAUAAUCUGUUAUAGAAGACAGCUAUCGAUUAGAAGCUAUAGAUCAGAGCAAAUCGGUAAGAAGCAGGUCAACCAGAGUAAUUUCAGCAUGGAUGUAUCACAACACCGAAUAGUAAAUACACAUCCAAUGAUUAACAUUCAACCAUCAACAAUCGACCCAGGACUGGUAUAUAGUAUACAAUAUGAACUGACCUCUGCAAACAACGAAGAUAGCUAUUUCGAAUUUAAAUAUCUUUUACAACCAGCACAUCAAUGCAUUCCAAUCGUUAAAUUCAGUGAUAGAUUGGAGGAAAUCAACGAUAAUCUCUCUGAAGAAAUACAACCUUUAUUAGUCAAUUAA